UUUUGAAAUAAUUUUAGAGCAUUCCAAAUUUCCGGUUCGUCAUUCGUCACAUGUAGCAUGUUGAGCAUCAAGGAACUCUUGAAGUUUCGUUGCUAAAAUAAAGAUUACCUCAUUUUUAGUAUCCAUGGGGGGCAAAAACAAACAACGAACUAAAGGAAACGUUCGACCGUCCAGUAGUGGCCGUGCUGCAGAGGUGUUGACCAGAGAAGGUGGCGCCAUACCGGGAUUCGUUGGUUUUGAUACAACAGUAUCUUCGGAAUUGAGUUACGUGCCUGCUUUCCAUGGAGCAGAGGAGCUUGACAACCUUGUCGAUGCAGACUUUAGACUGGUGCUCAGGAAACUUUCCAAAAGAGAUGUCGUCACCAGACUGAAAGCUGUGCAAGACUUUGGUUCUAUGUGUCAGGAGCGUGAUGCUGAAGAUGUUAAAGGGGUCCUUCCAUAUUGGCCUCGAAUUUACUGCAAGAUAUCAGUGGACCAUGAUCGGCGAAUCAGAGAGGCCACCCAGCUGGCCCUUGAGCAGCUGGUACUGAAAGUGCGUCGCAGCUUGGCUCCCUUUCUGAAAAGCUUGAUGGGCCACUGGAUCCUGUCCCAAUGCGACACUUACACACCAGCAGCCUCCGCCGCACGCCGAGCUUUCCAGGCUGCCUUCUCAGCCACCAAGCAGCCGGAAGCCCUCAGCUUUUGCAAAGAUGAGAUUCUUAAUGUACUUCAAGAUGUCUUGUUAAAGGAUACUGCUGACACACUCAGUGAUCCUCAAAUUGUGACUGAAGAUGAUGAGCGAGAAGCCAAAUAUUUGCGCAUGCUGACCAGCUCUCUUCUGGGGGUGAAGCGACUGCUUUCCCUGCUGCCGCAGAAUGACAUGGCCGCCAUGGAUCACAGACUAGCUCAUCUCGUCAGCCCUGCCAAGUUCUGGAAGUACAGCAAACACAAGGCACCACAGGUAAGAGGGGCUUUCUUCGAGAUGCUGUGCUCUGUGUGCGAGUUAACGCCGAGCCUUGCGCAAAGUGAGGCGGCACGUCUCUGCCCGGCCGUUCUUCUCAGCAUCGACGACACAGAUCCACUGGUGCUACCUGCCGUGUGGAAGGCUGUUCUCCAUGUGGUGUCCUCCAUACCUGAUUGCUGGACACACAUCAACUCAAAGAAGGGCUUCCUGCCCAAACUUUGGUCUUUGUUAAAAGAUGGGGGCAAAGGCAUGGCGAAAGCCCUUCACCCUAAUUUGAUGCCAUUCCUGAGCAAACUGCCUCAACAAGUCACCGACCCAGCCUUGGACUUCUAUACUGCUUUCUUCACCUCACUCAUACUCGGUAUUUCCAGUGAGCGUGCGGCCAAUAGCCCCUCAGAAAGUGCCGUUAUUGUGACUGCCACCAUCGAGUGUUUGAGGUUCUGCAUAUUGGGCCAUUUGGAAGAAGAGGAGGAGGAUCAGAGCAAAAUCCGGUCCAUGCUUAUUUCUCAGCAGCUCCUGCCGCUCCUUGAAAGCGCUUUUGAGAAGCCCAUCCUUCAGAAUGGUCCUCUCUCCCUGUUGGUCACUGAAAUGCUUGUUUCCUGGGAGAAGAGGGCAAGCAGCGAAUCUAAAGUCUUUCAAGAGCUUGUAGCAGACUUCUGGGAGGAGCUCGGCCUUGCGUUUACGCGCCACGCAGACAGCGAGGAAGCGGAUCGACAAGCUUUGGAGGGGAUCGCCGCCUUGCUGCAAGUGAUGCGCUACCCGGAGCGAGUCAACAGAAAACAUACGCUGAAGAAAAAGGUGGUCAAGAUCAGUUUUUCUGAAUCUGGAACUGCCGACAAACCUGGCACGGCGGGAGGCGAGGCGGCAAAGACGGAGCUCACGUCCACUGCGGUGUGCAGUUCCCCGCAGACUCGCCAUUUUGAGGAAGUGGUGUGCCAGCUGGUGCAACUGUGCCUGGUGCAUGUGAAUGAGAGAAGCUCAGAGAGACAUCUUGUCUUCCUUUCCCAUCUGCUGCAAUCUUUUCACACUCUUAAUAUAUUCACUACCUUGGUCGAGUUGGACGAUGACGUUAAAGAAGGCAGCGAGGGGAGAGCAAACAACCCGGCCGUGCGCUUCCUGCUGGAGCGAGUGGUGCCGUGGUUGGCCGAGAAGGAGCGGACAGACACGGAGCACCUUGUGGAGAUGGUCUUCAGCUCAUUGUCUUGCUGCAGCCGCCAGGAGACCACCCGCAUCCUUGACCAUAUCACCAUGAUGGAACUACACUGUGGAAUUACUUUGCAAAUCAUCCAGAGGGUGUGUGCUGACCAAGACACGCUUGCAAGUUGUAGCGAGUGGCUCAAAGGUUCAGUCCUGGGCGAGCAUCUCCUCAGGUUGACCAAGGAGCUCUGCAAGGUCGGACACGGCGGCUCCAGCUCGGCGUCUUCUAGCAGCUGCCACAGUUGGACCCUCAUCAGCAUGGUUCUCUCACAGCAUCAUAAUAACGAACCUCUGAUUGGGGAGGUGUACAUGGAGAAGAUCUUGGAGAAUCUGCACGCAACGUUGUCCGAGACCAAGAGUCUGUCAGACGCGGGCAACAUGGAGCCGCUUGUCACCUUCAUCUGCGACGUGGCCUCCACCUUCUUCUCGUCCGUGCAAAACUGCCUGCUGCUUCCUUCUGCUGAGGAACUCCUGCUCACAGUUUUUCAACUCAUCGCCCAAGAUCAAACACACACUUAUCUGUCAGACUCCAUCUUGGAUAAAUUGGCAAAGGUAUGCAUUGCUGGGGUCCAGUCGCUAGUCCAACACUCUCAGUAUGAGGUGGCGCAAGGUGGUUUCUUCCACAGUGCCGCCCUCUGGGUGCAGAACAAAUUACUCACUGAAUCUUUGGACAUCAAAAGUUUGCAGUAUUUAGUUCAAGCUGUACAAAGCAUAGUGGAGACCAUCACCUCUGUCUGCGAUCAAGACUCUGCCAUCCUUUCCCAAUUUUUUACCCACUUGAUGCCCAGCGUUACCGAAUGGACAAAACUCAGACAGGCCCUGCCAUCACAUUGGGUCAAGACAUCUUUGCUGGCAAGCCGUUACAGGGGAGUUUGUGAAAGCUCCUGCAAAGACACGUGGAAAGUGAAAGUGCCAAAAGUCUUACCGGCCCAUUUAAGCGUCUGUGCCCUUCUGGGAAAGGUGUCUCGUGCUGCCUCACUCUGUAACCAAAAGAACGACAAGUGCCAGCCACAACUGCCAAACAUGAUGCACACAGUUGCAGAGCUGCUGUAUUCACUGCAGUGGUGUCAGGAGAUGGAGAAUGCCCCCACUAUUGUGUCCACCUAUCACAGCCUUCUCAUUGAGUGGGGGCUGUCAGGAGGUCUGCAUGACUUGGUCACAACCACAGAUUUGCUGGAGAUGCUCUACUCAAGAUCAAUCGAGCUUGGUGGUUUGUGGUCUCUGACGCUGGAAAACUACAUCGGUACCCACGACUUGGCAGUCACUCACAGCACGAGCCUGAGCAAGCUUUACGGCUCUGUGGAGAGUUUGGGGCCGGUGUCGCCAAGCAAAUUGAGCACGCUCCAGGUGCUUUGCCCCACCAUGACGCAGGAAGACCGACAGACUCUGGUCGCCCUGGCAACGGCUGCAAUUAUCAACUGGGAACAAGAUGACGAUGUGUACGGGAGUGUGGCGGUGCUGCUGUGUUGUCUGCAAGCUGACACGGAAGUGGAGGAUGAGGUGGUGCAGGCUGUAUUGUGCACUAUGACGGAGUGGAGGACCCACAAGGAGGAUUGGUUUCUCUUUGGCAGUGAUCUUUCUAAAGCAACUACACAACAGCUGAACCUGACAGUGGAACUGAUGCGCUUCCUGUCCUGGCUGGUGACACGCUGUCCGUCAAUUCUCGGGAAUAGCCAGUGGGAUUUCUUACUCUGUGCUAUGUUAGCCUGGUUAGAGGUGGCCAGCGAGAACGUGAGCAGCCUGUGGAAUCCAUGGGUGCAGCUGUUUGUAUGCGAGAGCGCUGCGCUGAUUGUAAACCUCAGCCAGUUCUUUGCGUCAGCCCCGCCUGAUGUUUUGGAGAAGCUACCGCCAGAACUGGUGGCGGAAUGGCGAGACUUUUUUGUUGAUGGAAUCUACAGCCUGCUGUUACCCAUGCCUGUCAAGAUCACAGAUCUCUUUAAAGAACCCGACGACCCGGUCUUUCCUCUGGCGGUGUUGCGAUCGCUCGGCGUGGCUCUGACCUAUGCGCCCGUGCGGCAGCUGAACCAGAACAGCCUGCCGGCAAAAUUAGUUGCAGACCAGAGGACCAACCUGCCGCCGCCUCUUCAGACGCUCCUCAAUACUUUCUGCCCUCUGCUUGUCUUCAAUGCCCGACCUCUUCAAGUCACGGUCUACCAUUUGUUGGCAAAGGUCAUGCCUCAGCUGCCUGAAUGUGACGGAGAAGGAGACAGCAGCAAGUAUGAAGAUGAGGGUGACGAGCCAAGCCUCUCCCCUCCGGCCGCUUUGAUGGCUGUGCUGUCAACAUGUGAGGAGUUGUGCGACAGCAUCCUGGCAGGACUUCAAGUCGGAGAGUUUGCCAUGGUCUCGCCUCAUAGCGUGGAGUACUCGUGCAUUCUGGGCUACCUGCUGGCCUGGAAGCUACUCCUUACCUUUUUCAGGUCAUCGCCCUCGCACUUGCGUGCCCAUUACGCCCAAUAUCUGAAGAAAACCUGCUCCCUAAACAACCUCCUGCUUCACCUCUUCAAACUGAUGCCUGAGAAUCCCGUCUUCCCGGGCCAAGCAGCCGAAACGAGAGACUCCAAAACCUACUUCACAGAGACUAUCACGCUGGCGGUUGACCAAAAUGAUCACGUUGAGCGGGAGCUACCCCAUUUGGCGUGUAGCGUUUACUACGGCGCCGUGCAGGACCUGCCUGCUAUGGUGCGCCUGUGGUGGAACAGUCAGGAGAAGCGCGUGAGCGGCACCGUGGAGAAGUUCACGACCAAAUACGUCAGUCCAGUGCUCUCGGCGCAGGAGAUCUCCUCCGUCCACAGCAGCACGCAAUUGUUUGAAAACAUGACGGUGAAAGCGCGCUCUGCCGCACGGGAGGUGAUUGCCACCUACUCGGUGGAUGAGAUUUUCAUCGAGCUGGUGAUUCAGCUGCCGCAGAGCCACCCUCUGGGCUCCGUAGCGGUCGAGAGCGGGAGACGGGUGGGCGUCUCUGUGCAGCAGUGGAGGAACUGGAUGCUGCAGCUCAGCACCUACCUCACACAUCAGAACGGCAGCAUCAUGGAAGGUCUGGCACUGUGGAAGAACAACGUGGACAAGCGCUUUGAAGGAAUUGAAGAUUGCAUGAUUUGCUUCUCUGUUAUCCACGGCUCCAAUUACUCGCUGCCUAAGAAGGCCUGUCGUACUUGCAAGAAGAAAUUCCACUCGGCGUGCCUGUACAAAUGGUUCACAUCCAGCAACAAGUCCACAUGUCCCCUGUGUAGAGAAUCAUUCUUCUAAUGCACUUCUUCAUUUGAUUAUGAUUACAUUAUUUGCUGAACCUCUGAGUGGAAGCCAUUCUUGACCAAAGUGACUAUUAGUUUUCUGGAUUAACCAAUGUAAAAUGGCUGAACUAUCAACACCAAUCAAUGCAUAAAAAAGUAGAUGUGCUGUACAGUAUUUUUUCUUUGAGAAUAUCAGGUGGUUUUUUGCAAAUUUAAAAGUGAUUAGUGAAUGGAGAAAUUUUACACAAUGGAAAAAAGGAUGCAGUGUCCAAUCAAGGUUCAUAAAUAAUUUCCUAAUAUUUAGGAGUGUAAACAAAAUGUGACAUGCACACAGUUCCCACAGAUGAUUUUAAUUCCAAAAUAGAAAUAUACAUUGCAAAUAUCCAGGGUGAAUAAUCUUGUUGUGUCUGAUUGCAGCUGUACAUCAUGCUGGAAAAUACAAUAAAGUAUAACUGGAUUAUUA
Molecule: messenger RNA, 5833 nt
Organism: Syngnathus acus (greater pipefish)
Lineage: Eukaryota; Metazoa; Chordata; Actinopteri; Syngnathiformes; Syngnathidae
Gene: ltn1
Product: listerin E3 ubiquitin protein ligase 1
Exons: 32
Coding region: 125-5386 (1753 amino acids)
Biological process (GO): rescue of stalled cytosolic ribosome; ribosome-associated ubiquitin-dependent protein catabolic process
Cellular component (GO): cytosol; RQC complex
Molecular function (GO): ubiquitin protein ligase activity; zinc ion binding; ribosomal large subunit binding
Source: RefSeq, a predicted model, not a curated record